UUCCUGUGAAACGGAGGAAGUGAAACGUCUGUCGGAGUGCGGCUGAGGAGUCGUAUAAAUGGAUGCAUCCAUCCGGGAGGCGUCACAUUUCAUCGCUGAUGCUGAUGCUGCUUGCAGACAUGAGCAAGAAGAAGUGUCCCAUCGGAAGCAAAUGGGACAACCUUGUCAACGCCUGCAUCCUCAGCAGGGCGGAACCCAGACCUCAAUCCAACCCUCCAACAGAGCUGACCCCGGUGUUCUACCAGAGAAGCACACCGUCCGCCGUCCGCUCCGAGUCCGCAUUGGCUCUGAGUCCGGUUCUGUGGACGGUGGUGGCGUUGACUACAGCGGGGUCAGUGGUGGCUUUGGCUGUCUGGGGUCUUCUUUGCAGACGGCAGAGCAGGCGCCGUAGAAGCUCGGAAGAAAAUGUGCCUGAUGCGGAGCCUCCCCGGAAAACAGAGCCCCUUAAUGAAACGUUCCUGCCCGGAGCUGUAUCAGCACCUUCUGGCUGUACCCACUACCACCACCAGGGGGCCCACACCAUCUCAAAGUGGGACGAUGGAUUAAGUCAUUGCACGUGCCUCCUGACAUGUCAAAGCGGAACGAGUGUUACGGGAACACAAGUAGAAGAGCACAGGUUUCCACUUCCGGCCACCGAGCUGGGGGACACCGCCUUGGUUACAACUAAAACUGUGUAAAAUGAUCAACCUCUUGGACUGGAUUAAAAUGUCCCGAGGUGAAACACACACAAACCGUAUCUAACUGUAUUCUGCCUUGGACUCUUAUUUACUAUGUUCUAUUUCCUGUUUUGGUAGCGUUAGUGGCCAUUUUACUUUAAUUGAGACGACAUGAGCUCAGCUGGGGCUGAUUAUUAAUCAACGUUGCUAUUAAGGUCAGCUGGACUCAAUUAGUCCCGGCUAGUGUUGGCCAAGUUACUGUUUCAUAAAUAAAUACAUAAAUAAAUGAGAUGUUUCACGAAAUUAGAAAGGACUUGUGACUUGCAAUUCUCGACUCCAACGCUAGUGGGCAGGGUUUCCUAAUAGUUUUACUGUUUAUAAUAAAUACAAAUAAUUAGUUACUUGUUACUUUUCAACAAAAAUUGGAAAAAACUUGUGACUUAGC
Doryrhamphus excisus (bluestripe pipefish) is the source of this 1101-nucleotide messenger RNA. RefSeq lists its product as uncharacterized. Gene Ontology annotation, biological process: positive regulation of B cell proliferation; tumor necrosis factor-mediated signaling pathway; B cell costimulation. Gene Ontology annotation, molecular function: signaling receptor activity. The record is from RefSeq and is a predicted model, not a curated record. Gene Ontology annotation, cellular component: external side of plasma membrane. Lineage: Eukaryota; Metazoa; Chordata; Actinopteri; Syngnathiformes; Syngnathidae.